AUGGCGGGGGAAAGAAUUGUCGUAUCUGAGGAACCAUCCAUCGUUGACUUUACGCACGCUAUUGACUCCCUAAACCAAUUUGAUACAGCAGAUCGCGGCACUUUCACAAAGCUUCCGAACGGAGAUGACCUGGAAAUAGGACGCAUGCCUCGGCAAGAUUUGCCAGGAGCACCUAUUGAAGAUUAUGAGGAGGUAUGGCGCGACAUACAGCUUUCCACUGGAGUAUCCUGGAUUCUGGAGUCGGAGGAGUCGCUGCAGGUUAAUUCCAAGGCCGAUGGGGGGGAUAGAAUUGCAAAGACAUUUUUGGGAUGUGUUCCUGGACACUGCACAACACUGAGGCAAUGGCAAUGGUACGAAGGUAACGGGCAAAAUGGAGAGAUGGUCUCAAGAAAGCGAGGUGGUAUGGUAUCGGCUCGAAGAGAAGAGUGGGAUCCGGCGAGGGAGAGCCCCAUAAUUACAAAGCAUGCAAUUGGAGACGAUUUGGAUAAGCUGCCUACCUUAGAUGAGACAAAAACUGCGUUGAAAUCAGGUGUGGCAGUUGGCGACGUGGUUGUGAUUGGUGGCUGUAGGUAUGUCGUUCGGGCUUUUGAGAAGUAG
Molecule: messenger RNA, 597 nt
Organism: Ophidiomyces ophidiicola
Lineage: Eukaryota; Fungi; Ascomycota; Eurotiomycetes; Onygenales; Onygenaceae
Exons: 2
Coding region: 1-597 (198 amino acids)
Source: RefSeq, a predicted model, not a curated record